GCUUCCUGUACAGAGACAGGCCGACAGGAAGGAGCUGCGCAGUUUAUAGCUGAAGAUUAGCGCUGUCUGCUUAGCGCUAUACACAGACAGAAUAAUGUCUAUGUCCCAUCUGUAUGGGCGUAGAGGAGGAGAGGAAGAGGAGGAUGGGGUCGAGAUUGAGAAGUUUGAGGUGUCUGAAUGGGACUUGGCCAAUGAGUUUAAUCCAGAUAGACGUCGGCACAGACAGACCAAAGAGGAGGCUACUUACGGAAUAUGGGCUGAACAUGAUUCUGAUGAUGAAAGACCCAGCUUUGGAGGCAAGAGAUCGAAGGACUACUCAGCCCCUGUGAACUUUAUAAGUGCUGGCCUGAGGAAGACUGCAGCUGAAGAGAAACAACAACAGCAGCAGGGCUCUGAUGAUUCAGACGAGAAUGAAGAAGCAGCAGCACCACCACCACCCCGUGCUACUGCACCCAAAAAGCUUCAGACGGGUGGGAACUUUAAGACUUCCCAUAAGACAUUUGCUGGAAAUAUCCGACCAGGGCAGGAUAUCGGAAGCUGGGAGAAGCAUACAAGAGGCAUCGGUCAGAAGCUUCUGCAGAAGAUGGGCUACGUCCCGGGCAAAGGCCUUGGAAAAAACGCACAGGGUAUUGUAAACCCAAUUGAGGCUAAAGUGCGAAAGGGCAAAGGAGCAGUGGGGGCUUAUGGGAAUGAGAGGACCCAGCAGUCCCUGCAAGAUUUCCCUGUGGUAGACUCUGAAGAGGAAGAAGAGAAUGAAUUUCAAAGGGAGUUGGGUCAGUGGCGUAGAGAUCCAGUAUCAGGGAAGAAAAAGCCCAAAUAUUCCUACAAAACUGUGGAUGAGCUUAAGGCUCAUGGGAAACUCACCAGUAAGAGCAUGAGCAAACCUGCUGGAGAACUUGCCCAGGUCAAGGUGAUAGAUAUGACUGGUAGGGAGCAGAAGGUGUACUACAGCUACAGUCAGAUGAGUCAGAAGCACAGCGUUCCUGAGGAGGCUCCGCUGAGUGUGGUUGCGCGAGAGCAGAAGAGCACCACUUUUGCUCUGCCAGAGCUUGAACACAACCUCAAACUGCUGAUUGAACUCACAGAGCAGGACAUCCUCCAGAGUGCUCGACGUCUGCAGCAUGAGAAGGACACAGUGGUGUCUUUGACGCAUGAAAGCACCGCUCUGCAGGCCAGGCUGAGUGAGGAGGCAGAGGCUGUGGAGAGGCUGGAGCGAGUGCUGGAGCUGGUGGAGCAGAUGGAGACAGCUGGAGACGAUGGCAGACCGCCACUCAGCCUGCAGGAGUGUGCAGACGCCUUCCAGCAACUGCAGACGCAUUUCUAUCAGGAGUACAAAACCAUGGGUUUAGCUGACCUCGCUGUGUCUGUAGUUCACCCGCUGCUUACUGAAAAACUCAAAACCUGGGAUCCUCUAAAGGACUGUUCAUAUGCUUUAGAAGAAGUAGGCCAAUGGAGAGCCAUUCUGGAGGGAACGCAGCUUCAAAAUGCUGCACCAGAUUCUAGCAGCAUGGACCCAUACCACAGAUUAAUAUGGGAAGUGUGGGUUCCGGUGCUGAGAGGCUGUGUGGCUCAGUGGCAGCCCAGGAACGUGGGGCCAUUGGUGGAUUUGGUGGACUGCUGGGCACCUGUGCUGCCUCUCUGGAUUCUGGAUUACAUUCUGGAGCAGCUCAUCUUUCCACGACUACAGAAAGAGGUGGAUAAUUGGAACCCACUGACCGACACGGUACCCAUACAUUCAUGGAUCCACCCCUGGUUGCCGCUCAUGCAGGCACGCCUGGAACCGCUGUAUUCGCCUAUCCGCAGCAAACUGGCCCAUGCACUGCAGUGCUGGCACCCCAGCGAUGCUUCUGCCAGACUCAUCCUGCAGCCAUGGAAGGAUGUUUUUACCCCUGGAGCCUGGGAGGCCUUUAUGGUCAAAAACAUUGUACCUAAGCUAGCUUUGUGUCUAGGAGAGUUGGUGGUGAACCCACAUCAGCAGUUGGUUGAACCAUUCACUUGGGUGAUGGACUGGGAAGGCAUGCUCUCUCUCUCCUCAAUGGUGGGACUUCUUGACAAGCAUUUUUUUAACAAAUGGCUACAGGUGUUGUGUUCUUGGCUGAGCAACAACCCUAACUAUGAGGAGAUCACCAAGUGGUAUUUGGGCUGGAAGAGCAUGCUCUCAGAGACUCUGCUCAGUCACCCAGUCAUCAAGGAGAAGCUCAACGAGGCUCUUGAUAUCAUGAACAGAGCUGUGGCUUCUGGACUAGGAGGCUACAUGCAACCUGGUGCGAGGGAGAACAUUGCGUAUCUGACCCAGACGGAGAGGAGGAAGGAUUUCCAGUACGAGGCUUCAGCUCAGCAGCAGCAGCAGGAGCGGCGUGAGGUGGAGAGUAGUGUCCCACGCCCUCCAGGCACUGUCUCUGUUCCUCCAUCAAUACCCACCCACUUCAAAGACCUUAUCCAGGCCAAGGCUGAAGAGAAUGGCAUCGUCUUCAUGCCCUUGGUGGGAAAGCGGCACAUGGGCAAGCAGCUGUACACUUUCGGCAGGAUCAUGAUCUACAUUGAGCGGGGAGUGGUGUUUGUUCAAGGCAAAAAGACAUGGGUUCCUACCUCACUACAGAGUCUUAUCGACAUGGCCAAAUAAAAGGAAAACAUCUCAGCCUGACAGAUGUUGUUGAGUGUGAUGCAGAUUCAGUUUGUUAGGUUUAGGUGACCGUAAGGCAUGUUUUAUACAUUUUGUAAAAAUGUGAAAAACUUUGAAAUAAAUUGAGAGGUUUUGUAGAUUAA
Molecule: messenger RNA, 2766 nt
Organism: Astyanax mexicanus (Mexican tetra)
Lineage: Eukaryota; Metazoa; Chordata; Actinopteri; Characiformes; Acestrorhamphidae
Gene: tfip11
Product: tuftelin interacting protein 11
Exons: 14
Coding region: 95-2623 (842 amino acids)
Biological process (GO): spliceosomal complex disassembly
Cellular component (GO): U2-type post-mRNA release spliceosomal complex
Molecular function (GO): nucleic acid binding
Source: RefSeq, a predicted model, not a curated record